AUGGCGCCAGCAUCCACCAUUGACACUGUCGCGGAGCCCGUCCGGCCCAAAAAGAACAGCCUCGACCUCCCUGAACCCGCCCUCCAGCGGCUGACCAAGGCCGGCAUCGACCUCUCGGGCGGUUACCCCUACCGGCCCGUCGCUCCUCUGUAUCUGCAAGAGGUCUACAAGAUUCGCGGCGAAGAACGCCACUAUCAGGAUGCUGGUGCUAGAGCCGACAAGUCUAAGAAGAACUUGCUCUCGGCCGCGACCAAGGUGACCGAUCUCACCACCCAUAUUGGGACGGAGAUCGAGGGCAUCCAGCUCAAGGACCUCACCCCCGAGCAGCGAGACGAGCUGGCUCUGCUUAUUGCUGAGCGGAGCGUCGUAUUUUUGCGAGACCAGGACCUUACACCCCAGAAACAGAAGGAGCUCGGCGAAUGGUUCGGCGAGGUUGAAGUCCAUCCCCAAGGUCCCCAAGUCCCACAACUCCCCGGCGUAACCGUGAUCUGGCCCGACCUGCAAGCCCAAGACCUAGGCCGAACCUCCACCUUCCGCCGUCCCGGGGGCGCUUCCCAAUGGCACACCGAUCUCGUCCACGAGCGUCAGCCCGCAGGCAUCACCCACCUCCACAACGACACCGUCCCCCCUCUCGGCGGCGAUACCCUCUGGGCAUCGGGCUACGGCGCCUACGAGAAACUCUCGCCCGCGUUCCGGGCGUUUAUUGACGGGAAGAAGGCCGUCUAUCGCUCGGCGCAUGCGUAUUUGGACCGGGAGAACCCUGGGGCUGGGCCCAAGUUUGUCGAGAGGGAGCACCCCCUGGUGAGGGUGCAUCCAGCGACGGGGUGGAAGGCGCUGUGGGUAAACCGGUCGAUGACGGUACGGAUUGUGGGGUUGGACCAGGCCGAGAGUGACUUGGUGUUGGGGUAUUUGUUGGAUGUGUAUGAGAGGAACGUGGAUAUCCAGGUCCGGUUCCGGUGGACACCGGGUACGAGCGCCUUGUGGGAUAACAGAAUCACCAUUCACAAUGCGAGCUGGGACUACGGCGGACGACAUCCACGCCACGGAACUCGAGUCACCUCGCUUGCCGAGGUCCCGUACUUUAAUCCCAAUGCUCCCACACGCAGGCAAGCUCUAGGACUUCUUGACGAGGAAGAGAAGGAGACCCUUGGGGUGAAUGCCGACUCGUAG
Molecule: messenger RNA, 1170 nt
Organism: Dichotomopilus funicola
Lineage: Eukaryota; Fungi; Ascomycota; Sordariomycetes; Sordariales; Chaetomiaceae
Exons: 3
Coding region: 1-1170 (389 amino acids)
Cellular component (GO): cytoplasm
Molecular function (GO): 2-oxoglutarate-dependent dioxygenase activity
Source: RefSeq, a predicted model, not a curated record